AUGAUCAUCAAAGCCAGCGACUCAGAGGCGUUUUCAGGGUGCAUUGCACCAACGGGGUCGGAAGGCAAUGGCGAAAUUUUAGCCAUCCUGGCCGCUGAUGCUUGUAUGCCCAUUGCAAUUGUGGGGAUGGGUUUUCGUGGACCGGGCGACGCAACCGAUGUCCAAAAGCUAUGGGAGAUGAUUAUUGAGCAAAGAGAGGCAUGGGGGCCUAUUCCAAAGGAGCGUUGGAAUAACAAGGCAUUCUAUCAUCCAGACCACGCUCGGCAUGGCGCGAUCAACGUGAAGGAGGGACAUUUCAUGAAAGAGGAUUUAUCUCUGUUUGAUGCGCCAUUCUUCAAUAUGACCGGCGAUGAGGCUGCCGCCAUGGAUCCUCAACAGCGGCUCUUGCUUGAAGUAACCUAUGAAGCAGUGGAAAAUGCCGGAAUCCCGCUGUCGCAAUUCACGGGAAGCAAAACAUCCUGUUUCGUGGGAUCCUUCAGCGCCGAUUACACCGAUUUACUUCUUCGCGACCCAGAAUGUGUCCCAAUGUACCAGUGCACGAACGCUGGCCAGUCUCGUGCGAUGGUCUCCAACCGUAUUUCCUAUUUCUUCGAUCUGAAAGGUCCGAGCGUCACCGUCGACACAGCAUGUUCAGGCAGUCUUGUCGCUUUACACCUAGCAUGCCAAAGCCUUCGAACCGGUGACGCGUCGAUGGCAGUCGCUGCUGGUGUCAAUCUCAUUCUCAGUCAUGAAUUCAUGUCGACGAUGAGUAUGAUGAGGUUUCUUUCCCCAGACGGCCGUUGUUACACCUUCGAUGAGCGAGCCAAUGGAUACGCGCGAGGUGAGGCCGUUGACUGCCUCAUCCUCAAACCACUCGUUGAUGCGCUUCGCGACCACAACAAAAUACGCGCCAUCAUUCGAGGCAGUGGAUCUAAUCAGGAUGGCCGGACUCCGGGAAUCACGCUUCCAAGCGGCACUGCACAAGAGACUUUGAUGCGGGAUGUCUAUGCGCGGGCGGGUCUGGAUCCGAAAGAAACCGAAGUCGUCGAGUCCCAUGGUACUGGCACUCAAGCAGGCGAUCCAAUUGAGACGGCCGCGAUUUCUCGAGUUCUCGGCCUCGCUCGUGAGGCUGGGCAAACAGUAAAAAUCACUUCAAUCAAAACAAACGUCGGACACCUGGAAGGCGCAAGUGGCGUUGCGGGCGUCAUCAAAGCUGUCCUCAUGCUGGAGAAUCGUAUGAUUCUACCCAAUCGUAACUUCAAAACGCCAAACCCACGAAUUCCCUUGGAAGAGUGGAGCUUGAAAGUUCAAUCAACACCCGAGCAAUGGGAAACACCUGGCCACCAUCGGGUAUCCGUCAACAGCUUCGGGUAUGGGGGAUCCAACGCUCACGUCGUUAUUGAAGAUGCCAUCGGAUAUCUUACGAGCCGGGGGCUACAGCAAUGGUUACUGGGUUUAUCAGACUCGGUUGAAAAGGCUCAGCUUGACUUUGCGCGUCAAGGGUGGCCGUCACAAAGAAGUAGAAUAUUUGUGCUCUCGGGAUUUGACGAACAAGCAUGCAAAGAGCAGGUCAGACGAAUUCACGACUACCUCGUGGCCAGAGAAGGAUACCUGGAUCAUGAGCUCAUGGAUGAUCUCGCCUUCACAUUGAACGAGCGUCGGACUCGGUUCAUGUGGAAAACAGCAGUUAUCGGGGAUUCUGUCUCCACCCUGAUUGAUGUACUCUCAGGAACUCCUAAAAUACGAAGCUCUGUUCGAGAUCCGACUUUGGCAUUUGUGUUCACCGGCCAGGGAGCACAAUGGGAUGGCAUGGGAAAGGAGCUACUUCUUACCUACCCGGUUUUCCGGGAGUCAAUCGCCAUGAUUGACGCAUUUCUAGAAACUCUUCGAGCCCCGUUUAGUGUCUACGAUGAAAUGACCGGGGAUCCAGAGGACUCUCAUCUGAGCCAUCCUUUGCUGAGCCAGACGUUGUGCUCAGCUCUUCAAAUUGCGCUCGUCGAUCUCCUAGCAUCUUGGGGUGUGUACCCCGCCUCCGUCACAGGUCACUCGAGUGGUGAAAUCGCCGCUGCAUACGCUAGUGGUGCCCUGAGCUUGGAAGACGCGAUGAGCAUAGCGUAUCAUCGUGGUGUGAUCGCUAGCCAAUUAUUGACGGCUCCAGUAAGUGGAGGUAUGAUGGCAAUCGGAAUGUCACCCGCAGAAGUACAACCACUCUUGGCGAGAAUCAAUUCUGGAAAGGCUGUCAUUGCUUGCGUGAACAGUCCUCACAGUGUUACAGUAUCCGGGGAUGCAGAAGCGAUCGAUGAAAUUGCAAAAGCCCUCCAAGACAGCCCUGUGCUCAGCCGUCAGUUAGCGGUGGCUGUCGCCUAUCACUCACAUCACAUGGAACUUGUCUCGAAUGAGUACCUGAAGUCAAUAGACCAGAUUGUACCAAAGAAACCGAAUAACCUGACCGGUCCAAUUUCGUUUUUCUCUUCGGUCACUGGAACGGAGCUUGAACCCGAAGCGCUUGGACCUCGAUACUGGGUGUCGAACUUACUUGGUCAAGUCAAGUUUGCCGAGUCGGUGAAGAAACUUUGUUUCGAGACAAACACUCGGUAUACCGGAAUCGGAACACCUGCAGGGAGGCGGAUGAAGAGAGUGGGCACCGCGCAGAAACCAAGCGUUGAUGUGAUUCUUGAAAUUGGCCCCCAUUCGGCUUUAUCGGCCCCGGUGAAGCAAAUACUUCAAGCAGAUGUGAAGCUCAAGGCAGCAGACAUCGAGUAUGCUAGCGUCUUGGUGCGAAGACAAGAUGCCGUAUCUUGCGCGCUAGACGCCAUGACAAAAUUGGCCUCCCUGAAUUAUUCGCUGGACUUUAAAUCAAUCAAUCGCCCGGUAGCAGCGAACACCGGGAAUCCCCCCCGAACAGGUCUACUCGGAGCAUUGGACAACGUGGCUUGCCCAUUCGAGCCACGUUGGCGAAACCACCUGCGCGUCUCGGAGAUACCCUGGCUCCUGGACCACAAGAUUCAAUCUGAUAUCGUCUUCCCGGCCGCAGGGUACAUGUGCAUUGCGAUCGACGCAGCCAUGCAAUUGGUCACAGAUAUCGGUGAGAUUGCAGCAUUUGUUCUGCAAAGAGUUUCAAUUCGAUCGGCGUUGAUUAUCCCUGAAACCGCUGGCAUUGAGAUAAUGACAUCAUUGCACUUCCAUGCCGAACAAGCCGAUCGGUUGCAUUCGGGAUAUAGAUUCCACAUCUACUCGGUGUCGAAAGAAAACAGAUGGACGGAGCACUGCACCGGGAUUGUCCAAGCGGAGAAAAAGCAAAAAAAUACGGCGGGAGGGAAGAUCGGCAAAGCGGAGGGCGCGGCGAUGUUACCCGAAUCUGACUCCACAGACGUCUCAGUGGUCAAUAUUGAUCAUCUAUAUGAAAGGCUACGUCAUGUUGGCUUGGAUUAUGGCCCCUGCUUUUCCAAUAUGAAAUCGGCGCAAACAAGUGAUGAUGGUAUCUGCUUUGCGGAAAUUACACUCCCCAAUACGGCAGCAGUCAUGCCGAUGCAGUUUGAGCAUCCGCUAUUGAUCCAUCCUUGUACAUUGGAUAGCUUGUUCCACGCAAUGUUUGCCAUGCUGUCGGAUAAAGCAUCUCUGGAAAAAGGGCCGAUGAUCCCAGUUUCAAUCGAAAAUCUACGAGUGGCAACCUGUAUCAACUCCAGUGCCGGUCAAGUCUUCAGUGCAUGUACCCAUGUGCGAACAGGUCCAGAGGAUACAGUCUUGGCAUCUAUCGUCGCCGCAGAGAUCAGUAAUGGAAUUCACAGCUCAGAGCCCAAGCUUUCUGUAAAAGGGCUACGAUGUAAACGACUGGACAUUGCGACAAACGAUUCAAAGUCGUCAAAACAUGUUGCUCUUAUUUAUGGAAUUGAGUGGCAGCCCGAUCCCGGAUUGCUUCUCGGUAAUGUUAGCUCUUAUCGAAUUCUCGAACAGCAUGUUCAAUCAGUGGAGCAAACAUCACUGCGUGAAGAAUAUGAAAAACAAGCGACUUCUCUCAUCAAGGACUUCGUUGUCAGAUACGAUCAACUUGGUCAAACCCAACAAGAUACACUUGUAAGCAAGUAUAGAUCUCAUUUCGCUGAGCUUCUCCAGAGACACAAUGCGCUCGAAGAGAUAAGCCAGAUCACAGACAUAGGAGACAGGCAGAGGGAAAUUCCUCAGUUCAUGACAAGACCACUUCGCGCAAUCAAAGCAUAUGUCUCUUCAAUUUUUAAUGGCGACGAUAGGGACACUCAAACAAGCCGACUCGAGCUUUGGGAUUCUCGUUGGGAGAUUCUCGCUGCCGACCGUACCUAUCUUCGUGCCGCAAAGCAUCUAGCACUACUUGGCAACAAAAAGCCAGAUAUCUCGGUUCUUGAGAUCUGCGAAGGAACAGGUCAGCCAUGCACAAUGCUUUUAGAAAGCCUCGCAACCGGAUUCAAACAUCCCCACCUGAUACCUUGCUGCACCAAAUACUCGUUCACAUACAAAGAUAACUCAGAGCUAGAACAGCUCAAAUCAAAAGUCACUCGUUGGCCUGAAUUGGCUGGCUACACAAAGCUUGACAUAGAGCGCGAUAUCUCCGGACAGGGGCUCGAAAAAAAUUCGUACGAUGUGAUUGUUGCUCCCCACGGCCUUUACUCGGUGCAUUCCGUGAAAACGGCUCUAUCGAAUUUUCGAUCACUACUAAAACCAUCCGGCUACCUCCUUAUUAUUGACAACUUAUACCCGGAAAGAAGUAUCUUGGAUGCGAUAAUGAGUAGUGCUUUGUAUCCUUGGCCUAUUGAGAAAUUGCAUCUUCCUUCAAGUAAUGUCAUAGAAAGGAGAAGUUUAGUCCAAGCGCUCCAUGAUGCAGACUUUACGAUCCGCUAUCUGGCCGGAGAUGGUUCUGAGAAUAGUGACAAUGGCACUUUGAUGCUUUCCAGCCUGCAAGGAAAUAAAGAGUUUGCAAAGAGAUCAUUCACGAUCAUCUCUGAGAGAGAUCGAGAUCAGAUCGCUGUCACAAUUCUACAGCGUCAUCUUGAAGACCUGGGGUGUUUAGUUACCCUGACAGAUAUGAUACAUGUUCAAGCCAAGAACCAGGUGUGUGUGGUUUUGAGCGACACGCAAAAUCAUGUCCUUGCGGGUAUGGACGUGGAAAUGUUGGAAAAGGUGAAGGAUGUUUUCUUGCACAGCGCUGGAGUACUCUGGAUCACUCGCGGAGGGACGAUUAACCCGAACUAUCCAGAAGCAGGACUUGCCUUAGGAUUUGCUAGGACAGCCCGCUCUGAAUCUGCCGUUGAGCCGAUUGUCACGCUUGACCUGGAUUCCCUCAAUCCACUUCCGGGGCCCGAAGUUGCUGAGCUUAUUUUCAGAAUGAUCAAGACGCGUUUCCUUCAAAAGGGUCAUGAUACUGAUGAUACGGAGUAUGCGGAGAGAAAUGGUGUUGUUCUAAUUCCUCGAGUAAUCGAGCGAGAGGACGCGGCAUCAGAUGUUAUUCGAGCUGGGAAGGAAAACCGAUAUUCACAACGGACCUUUCAGCAAAAAGAUUGUCCACUUCGACUAUCCAGGGCAGACAAAGAUCACUUCCAGCCAUACUUCACGGUGGACCAACAAAUGACCCAGAUCCCUGCUGGGCAUGUCGGUAUCGAGGUGAUGGCUUUUGGGCUGAACGAAUGCGACGAAAUUCAGUAUCCAGAAGUAAUUGAAAGUCGCGGUACUUUGGGACUGGAGUGCAGUGGUAAAGUCUAUGCACUUGGAGAAGGUGUUGAAGGCCUCGCUAUCGGAGAUCGCGUUAUGUGCCUUGGAGAUGGAACAGCAAGAACUUUGUAUCACGCCGAAGCAUCGGCUUGUCACAAACUCAAUGCUUUCAUGUCAUAUGAGCUUGCAGCAUCUAUCCCCGUGGCCUAUACAACAGCAUACUACGUGGUCCACUACCUAGCACGAGUUCGACCACACGACAUUAUUUUGAUAGAAGACGCCGCAAGCUGGUAUGGCCAAGCUAUCAUUGAACUGUGCUACAUGAGGAGUGCCACCGUGAUAGCAAUUGUGAAGAAUGUAACCCAAGAGGAAGCCUUGAUCAAUCGAUUCCACAUUCCGCCUGACCGCGCUCUUAUCGAAGGGGAAGAAGACAUUCUGAAGAGACUUUUGGAGAUCACUCAUGGUCGAAAGGCUGAUGUUGCUAUUACCUUCUCAGCUACUACCUCCGAGAGCAUGAAGAUGACCUGGGGAUGGAUCGCUCCCUUUGGACGUUUCAUCCGGCUUCACACCCGCAAAACCGAAAUCGAACUCGACUGCGACGUAGCCUGCCCGGGGAGGAAUGGUGUUUUCUCCACAUUCAAUAUCUUUGCCUUCCAACGGGCGAGAACAGACCUGACACGCCAUAUACUUGGGAAGAUCAUCCGAUUUUUCCGUAAUGGGAGACUACUCGGGCCGUCUUCGUUGAUGGUAAAGGGGGUUGGAGAUGUAGAGCAAGCUUUGGAAAUGAUACCAUCUGAGAAACAUGUUGUGAUGACGACAGGGGCUGAUGAUAAGGUCACAACACUACUACCGAAACAAAACAACAAGUUAUUCCGAAGUGAUGCAUCAUAUAUUCUUGUUGGGGGUCUGGGCGGCAUUGGGCGUGUAAUUGCCCUGUGGAUGGCAGACCAAGGCGCAAAACACUUAAUACUCAUCAAUCGGAGCGGACUGUCAAGACAGCCUGCGCAGAAUACAGUAAGCAAGAUUCAAGGCAAAGGCGUGACAGUUACCAUCCAUGCCUGCGACAUCGCCGACGAAGCCCAAGUGUCCCAGGUAUUCGCAACUAUAUCUCAGAACCAGCCACCAAUUCGUGGCUUGAUCCACGGAGCCAUGAUUUUAAAGGACGUCCACAUUGAGAAAAUGACCUCCCAAGACUACAACACAGUCCUUCAGCCCCGCUAUACUGGAACCUGGAACCUCCACAGAAACCUUCCAACCGAGUUAGACUUCUUCUUGAUGCUCUCCUCAAUAAGCGGCGUGAUCGGAAACGCAACCCAAUCCGCCUACGCCGCAGGCUCCGCUUUCAUGGACGCUUUUGCCGCGUAUCGCAACGCGAUGGGCUUACCGGGAGUUUCAUUGGAUCUUGGCACAAUUACAGACAUUGGAUAUCUGGCUUCGAACAAGGACCUUGCGGCUCAGAUGGAGAGGCAGGGGUUUCAAGGAACUGAUACGCCGACUCUGCUGAGACUUGUUGAGUUCGCUAUCUCCCAGCCUGUUGUAGGUGGCAUGUCGCAAAUUGUGACUGGGUUGGGGGAGUGGAAGGAGGGGCAAUCGCUUGGAAAUUUCGAUACGCCGCUUUUCUCACAUUAUCGACGACGAUACCAGGUAGGCGAAGAUGGUGGGAGGGAGAAUGAUACAGAUGACACGCUGAAGGGUAUGUUACGUGCUUGUAAGACGAAAGAGGAGGCAGUUCCUAUUAUUUUUGAUGUGGUGAGUGGGAAGAUUGCUGCGCAGCUUGAUAUCUCGGUUGAUAGGGUGGAUCCGUCGAGUCCGCUUUCUGAGUUCGGGGCGGACUCACAGAUGGCUGUUGAGCUUAGGAACUGGAUCUUGAAGACUUUGGAAAGUACUUUGUCUAUCCUUGAAAUUUUGGCAAGUGAAUCGGUGCUUCAUCUGGCAAGACAGAUUGCUGAGCGGUCUCAAUUGGUUUGUGUGGAUAAUGAUGAGCAGUGA
This is a messenger RNA of Penicillium maclennaniae, 7647 nucleotides long. RefSeq names its product putative polyketide synthase. Gene Ontology annotation, molecular function: phosphopantetheine binding; oxidoreductase activity; fatty acid synthase activity. The coding region runs from base 1 to 7647 and encodes 2548 amino acids. The transcript has 10 exons. NCBI's taxonomy places the organism in Eukaryota, Fungi, Ascomycota, Eurotiomycetes, Eurotiales, Aspergillaceae. The record is from RefSeq and is a predicted model, not a curated record. Gene Ontology annotation, biological process: fatty acid biosynthetic process; secondary metabolite biosynthetic process.